Molecule: messenger RNA, 459 nt
Organism: Cantharellus anzutake
Lineage: Eukaryota; Fungi; Basidiomycota; Agaricomycetes; Cantharellales; Hydnaceae
Exons: 1
Source: RefSeq, a predicted model, not a curated record
GCGGAAUACUCUGCCGUGGAAAGCAAGUCGGAAUGCCUGGAAAACACUCGGGUCCGGAUUCAGGAAUCGAUACUCGGUCACUUGGAGAAACAGGAGCACCGGUUUGUUUGGCUUCGUGGCUCCCCCGGCACUGGAAAGACUGCUAUAUCGAUGAGUGUCGCCUCAACGCUCGCUAAGCGGCGCCGCUUGGCAGCGUCUUUCUUCUGGGACAAAAACCAAGUGGGAACAGGAGUUGAUUCGAUUAAGUACUUUCCCUCUACUCUUGCACGCCAGCUUGCCUUGUUCAACACCGAGUACGGGAGUCUUCUUGUCAAUCAGCUUCGACAGCCCUCUUCACUGGAGGGCGUUCCAGGUUCUGCUCUGGAAAAGCAGAUGAGAGCUUGGAUCGUCGAACCCAUGCUCAAACUCUUAUCUUUGGGUGAGGAGCGCUUCAUCGUCAUCUUGGAUGGACUGGAUGAG